AUGAAUUCCGUCGAUGCCUCCGAGCAUUACGAGCUCGGCGCAACAGAUCUCGCACCCUCUCUCCUCACCGUCGUCCUCGAUACGAACCCGCAUGCCUGGGCAGCACUAGAAAACUCUCUCCCACUUUCAAAAGCCGUCGCGAACAUCCUCGUCUUCAUCAACGCUCACCUCGCAUGUAACUACGCCAACGAGGUCGCCGUGGUCGCUUCCCACACUACAAAAGCAACAUGGCUAUAUCCCGUCCACAAUGACACGACCCCACAAGCAUCCGCAGACCUAGACGGAGACGUCUCAAUGAAUGGAGACAGCGGAGCAGCAACACAGACGAACAAAUACCGCCCAUUCCGCAUGGUGGAGGAGCAAGUCACGAGGAAACUAAAAGAACUCAUGGACUCGACAACUAGCGAUGACCUCCGCAGCAAUACAUCAACCAUGCUCGCCGGUGCUCUGACAUUAGCACUGAGCAACAUCAACCGGCGAACCAUCGCCUGGGCCGAGGAACACGGCGGCGCAGACUUGGAAGACGCUGCCGGCGAUGGCGGCAGUGGGGCCGCAGGCGCUGCAGCAGGAACCGGACCAGGCCGGUACUCCGCUUCAAACGACGACGAGCGCCUUCAGAGUCGAAUUCUGAUCGUCUCGGUUAGUGGCUCCAGCGACUCGGCACACCAAUAUAUUCCCGUCAUGAACAGUAUCUUCGCCUGCCAGCGUCUGCACAUCCCCAUCGAUGUGUGUAAACUCAGUGGCGAUGCGGUAUUCCUACAGCAGGCCUGCGACGCUACCAAGGGCGUGUACAUGGCUCUCUCCGAGCCGCGCGGGCUCCUGCAGUAUCUGAUGAUGGCCUUUUUGCCCGACCAGCGCUCACGCAGGCACCUGGUUCUUCCGACACGGGUAGAUGUGGAUUUCCGCGCGGCCUGCUUCUGUCACCGGCGCGUGGUGGAUAUCGGUUACGUCUGCUCCAUCUGUCUCAGUAUCUUCUGCGAGCCACCUCCCGGGAACGAGUGUUUGACCUGCGGUACUCCCCUCGACGUGGGUGACUUUGCCUCCAAGCCGGCUCUUAUCCCGAGAAAGAAGAAAAAGAAGAAGCGGGCUAACGGGACUUCGACCGUUGGGACUCCCAUGUCAACGGGGACGCCGACGCCAGGUCCUGGAUCAUGA
This is a messenger RNA of Penicillium cataractarum, 1155 nucleotides long. RefSeq names its product TFIIH/NER complex subunit TFB4. The coding region runs from base 1 to 1155 and encodes 384 amino acids. Lineage: Eukaryota; Fungi; Ascomycota; Eurotiomycetes; Eurotiales; Aspergillaceae. Gene Ontology annotation, biological process: nucleotide-excision repair; regulation of DNA-templated transcription. The record is from RefSeq and is a predicted model, not a curated record. The transcript has 2 exons. Gene Ontology annotation, cellular component: transcription factor TFIIH holo complex; transcription factor TFIIH core complex.